AGGAUGGUAGAGGGCACCGGCUCCCCCUUGAGUAACACUUCAUCCGAAGAUGGGGGUACAAGGGAGCUCGACUUCCCCUGGGUCGCCACGACUCUGGCCAGCGUGCUCAUCACCACUAUUAUCGUGGACAUCUUUGGCAACCUGUUGGUCAUCAUCUCUGUGUUUAGAAACCGAAAUCUCAGGAAAGCAGGAAACGCCUUUGUGGUGAGCCUGGCGGUGGCGGACCUGCUGGUGGCCGUCUACCCGUACCCUCUGGUGCUCACCGCCAUUUUCCACAACGACUGGGUCAUGGGCGACCUGCACUGCCAGGCGAGCGGCUUCAUCAUGGGCCUGAGCGUGAUCGGCUCCAUCUUCAACAUCACCGGCAUCGCCAUCAACCGCUACUGCUACAUCUGCCACAGCCUCAAGUACGACAAGCUCUUCUCCGACAAGAACACGGCGUGCUACGUGCUGCUGGUGUGGGUGCUGACCACCCUGGCCAUCGUGCCCAACUGGUUCGUGGAGUCGCUGCAGUACGACCCGCGCGUCUACUCCUGCACAUUCGCCCAGUCGGUCAGCUCGCUCUACACGGUGGCGGUGGUGGUGGUGCACUUCAUCCUGCCCAUCGCCAUCGUCAGCUACUGCUACCUGCGCAUCUGGGUGCUCGUCAUCCAGGUGCGGCGGCGCGUCAAGCCCGACAGCCGGCCCAAGCUCAAGCCGCACGACCUGCGCAACUUCCUGACCAUGUUCGUGGUCUUUGUGCUGUUCGCCGUCUGCUGGGCGCCGCUCAACCUGAUCGGCCUGGCCGUGGCCAUAGACCCGCGUCUGGGCCAGGCCAUCCCAGAGUGGCUCUUCACGGCCAGCUACUUCAUGGCCUACUUCAACAGCUGUCUGAACGCUGUUAUCUACGGACUGCUCAACCAUAACUUUCGCAAAGAGUACAAAAGGAUAAUACUGGCCAUUUUUAAGUUCCAGUGUUAA
Engraulis encrasicolus (European anchovy) is the source of this 960-nucleotide messenger RNA. It is a transcript of the gene mtnr1al, whose product is annotated as melatonin receptor type 1A like. Gene Ontology annotation, biological process: G protein-coupled receptor signaling pathway. The record is from RefSeq and is a predicted model, not a curated record. Bases 4 to 960 code for a protein of 318 amino acids. Lineage: Eukaryota; Metazoa; Chordata; Actinopteri; Clupeiformes; Engraulidae. Gene Ontology annotation, molecular function: melatonin receptor activity. The transcript is spliced from 2 exons. Gene Ontology annotation, cellular component: plasma membrane.